AUGGGAUUAGUUGAUGAUGGCUUAAAAGUGGAGUCUUGUGAUGUGAAGAAAUCUAAAGGGAGGAAGAAGAAAAAAGAUGGUAUUGAUAUUGAUGUUGAUGUUGAUGAUAAUGAUGAAACUGUUGAGUCUGGUUGUUGGAUAAAAUUGAGGUUUAUUAGCAGCUGUAUAUCUUCAAGAUCUAAAGUUGAUAACUCUGUUAGUGGCAUCAGCACUCAUGAAAGUAAACCCACAAAUGACACUAGCCGAAAUCAACAGGCUGCCAAUAUAAUAUCAUCCACCACCACAAGCAGCAGCCCGGAAAGCAUCUCAUCCAUCACGAAACUCGAGGAAGAUCUUAAAGUCUCUUCCCGGCUGAGAAAGUUUGCAUUUAACGAUCUUAAGCUGGCAACAAGGAAUUUCAGACCCGAAUCACUUCUUGGCGAAGGGGGUUUUGGUUGUGUGUUUAAAGGGUGGAUCGAAGAGAAUGGCACGGCCCCCGUUAAGCCCGGGACUGGACUUACGGUAGCUGUAAAAACACUGAAUCACGAUGGGCUUCAAGGGCACAGAGAAUGGCUGGCUGAAGUGAAUUUCUUGGGUGACCUCAUUCAUCCGAAUUUGGUUAAAUUAGUUGGCUACUGUAUUGAAGAUGAUCAAAGGCUGCUCGUAUACGAGUUCAUGCCUAGAGGAAGCUUGGAGAACCACUUAUUCAGAAGGUCUCUCCCUCUUCCAUGGUCAAUCAGAAUGAAAAUAGCUCUUGGGGCUGCCAAAGGGCUCGCUUUUCUUCACGAGGAAGCUGAAAGGCCCGUAAUUUACCGUGAUUUUAAGACAUCUAAUAUCUUGUUAGAUGCUGAAUAUAAUGCUAAACUUUCUGAUUUCGGCCUUGCUAAAGAUGCUCCUGAUGAGGGUAAAUCCCAUGUCUCGACACGUGUCAUGGGAACUUACGGUUAUGCUGCCCCAGAAUACGUCAUGACAGGGCACCUCACGUCGAAAAGCGAUGUGUACAGCUUUGGGGUUGUACUCCUCGAGAUGAUAACGGGCCGGAGGUCCAUGGACAAGAACAGGCCCAAUGGGGAGCAAAACCUCGUCGAGUGGGCCCGGCCCAACAUGGCCGACAGGAGGCGCUUCUACCGCCUGAUAGAUCCGCGGCUCGAGGGCCACUUCUCGAUUAAGGGGGCCCAGAAGGCCGCACAGCUGGCAGCCCGUUGCCUAAACCGGGACUCCAAAGUCCGGCCUUUGAUGAGUGAAGUUGUUGAGGCCCUAAAGCCUCUGCCGGGCCUUAAGGACAUGGCCAGCUCAUCAUACUACUUCCAGACAGUGCAGGCAGACCGGGCCGCCUCCUCAAGCCCAAAUGGAAAGAAUGGGCUUCGGGCCCAUGGGUCGUCGUCAUCCAGAAAUGGGCUGCAGCCAAGGAAUCUCUCGGUACCUCAGGCCUCGCCUCGUCAUCAGUUUGUGCAAAAUUCGCCUAAACCAAAUGGUAAACAAUAG
Striga hermonthica is the source of this 1464-nucleotide messenger RNA. The record is from the annotation of a GenBank genome assembly. Lineage: Eukaryota; Viridiplantae; Streptophyta; Magnoliopsida; Lamiales; Orobanchaceae.